Cloeon dipterum is the source of this 1038-nucleotide messenger RNA. RefSeq names its product gametocyte-specific factor 1 homolog. Bases 47 to 640 code for a protein of 197 amino acids. The record is from RefSeq and is a predicted model, not a curated record. The transcript has 6 exons. Lineage: Eukaryota; Metazoa; Arthropoda; Insecta; Ephemeroptera; Baetidae.
AUAAUUUCAGAUAAGAUUGAACGUCAGCUAAACUACCACACUAGCAAUGGCUAGUUCAUCGCGAACACAUGGACCCUUCUAUGUUGACAAACUCGUAAUCUGCCCACUGGUCGAAUCUCACGUAAUUUUGGAAUCUCGCCUCCAAUAUCACAUCGUUCGUUGUAUCAGGACUUUCCCGCAUCCUGAGAGGGUUCAGAAAUGUCCUUUCAAUGCUACCCACUUGAUUCUGUUGCCAAACAGCCUUGAAGAACACAUGGCAAAUUGUGCUGACAGCAACUCUCUUAUCAUGUACAAGUAUUCUGGAGGUGAAAAAAGCAGUCUGAAGGAAACCUUGCAUCCCAUGAAUAAUCGAGAAAUUCCAUGUGAGGAAGACUGGUCUGAUGUCGUGGCCUCCAAAGCUCCCUCUUACGACUUCCUUGAAGCAAAUGAUCGCGGUGGUCGUCCCAAUCGUGGUGCCAAGAAGAAGUUACCCUUACCCCAAAGUGUGCCAAGUGCACGUCGUAGACGUGAAAGGUUUGCAGGGCAAAGGGUAGAAGAGGAAGUCAAUUACAAUCCCCUCACCGCUGGAUUGGAUCCCGAUGACGUGGCAAGCAAUGCAAGCACUUUCAGCUGCUUCUCAGUGCGUACUCGCCGCACUUAGGCCCAAUUCUCUCAUUAUUUGCUCACUAGUUAUUGCCUAAUUUCAAUUUAAGUUUAAUUCUGCUUCAAAAAUAGAAGCCAUAUUGUUAAUUAAUAAUUUUGUGUCAUUUCAAUUCUUUGAUAGUGCUACGUUUACUCUCGAGAAAAGAGUACUGGUUCAGGAUGGAAAUCAAAUAAUCUUAAUCGGUUAUAUCAUGCAAGAAGUGUAAUUACUAUUGAUAAAGGACAGUUGAAUAUUCAAUGUAGCGUUUCAAAAGGCUUAAAAUUAUGGAAGCAGUAUUGUUCAUGAUGAUAAACAACUGCGAGUUUAUAAAUUUAAGUUCACAUUUUGAAUCUUUAACAGAAAAAUGUGUUACUAUCUUACAUUGCAAUAAAAUGCACUAAUCUCACUAGAAAUAA